CGUAAGGAAGCUAAGCGAGCGCCGAUACGCAGCCCUUCUGCGCAGAGCUCGAAUGCAACGGAACAACUGUUGGGCGGAUAAGCUCUGUAACCAUGGAAACGUACGGCGUCACUAUGGCUGGAAGAGGGGAAAUAGAACAGCGGGGCCCUGACUGCUUGCGCUGGAGCUGCCGGGAGGUUGGUGGCUGGCUCCGGUUCAAGGGCUUCCCUCAAUAUGAGGCCUGCUUUACCCAAAACUAUAUCAGUGGCAGAAAGCUUAUCCAUGUCAACUGCUCCACCCUACCUCAGAUUGGAGUCACGGACUUCCAGCAUAUGAAGGAAAUUUCCAGGCUCAUUAGAGAUCUGCUUAACAUCACUGAACCCCUAUGGACCCGCAGUGUCUCCCUGCCCCACAGAGACAACAUGGGGCUAUUUCUGGAAAAGAAAUCGCAGACUGGAUUGAAUACUGAAUCUCUAACUUACAGUCAAUUCAUCAAGCAGCAGGGACUGUAGAGUCAAUGCAAUAUAAGGCCAAAAUUUAAAUGAUUAAUACUUUAUCUAAUUUGCCAAACUUCAUUGUGUGGAUUAAACAGGUAUUGUUCAAGCAAAGCCUAAAUAUACUUUAGAGUUUUAUUGAUUGCGACUGUGCCAAAGUUUAUCAGAAAGGAACUCUUAGGGGCCCAACCUUGUUUCCUUAAUCCCUGACUGGUAGACUUACAGUGGGAUUAAUGAGUUAUAAUAGUUAAUGAUGUUACAGCCCAAAAGAGCCCUGAAUGUCAGUGGAGGGUACAAAUGAUCUUUCCUGAGACCAAUGGUUGCAGGUGUGUAUGUGUAUGGCCGCCUUUAGAAAAGCAAAGACAAAUUGUGGUCACAGGGACCUGGGUGUAUGAACCCUCAGACAUUCAUAAUAAUGGGCCCUAGACCAGUAGCUUAGGGAGAAUCCACACUUCCAAUUGAGGCUUCUGCACACCGGACAAAGGAACUGUCACUGAUCCAGCAGGAGUAAUGAUAAAAUCACACAUUUUAUACAUGUCGUCAUAGGCAAUAAUGAAACACACUACAUUUACAAAUUUAAAAUCCUUAAACAGGAAGUUACAAAGCAGAAAAUUAAACGGCCCUUUCUCAGAGUUAACACAAUCUUUUAGCCAUUAAAUGCUCUUCAAGUGUAAGCAUUUAUAUAAAUUAUCUUUUUCUCUCCACUCCUUUAUAAUGAAGGCACAAUGUAAGUGAUGCAAAUAAAAUUAUAACUUGGGGUUUGCCACAAAGUGCAAUCAUUAUCCAUAUGUAUCAUACUUGUAACUUACAAAGUUAAAUACAUAUAUUACUGUUUCCUU
Molecule: messenger RNA, 1312 nt
Organism: Xenopus tropicalis (tropical clawed frog)
Lineage: Eukaryota; Metazoa; Chordata; Amphibia; Anura; Pipidae
Gene: samd15
Product: sterile alpha motif domain containing 15
Exons: 3
Coding region: 93-491 (132 amino acids)
Source: RefSeq, a predicted model, not a curated record